Molecule: messenger RNA, 1391 nt
Organism: Gigantopelta aegis
Lineage: Eukaryota; Metazoa; Mollusca; Gastropoda; Neomphalida; Peltospiridae
Exons: 5
Coding region: 156-488 (110 amino acids)
Source: RefSeq, a predicted model, not a curated record
UAUGCAUGUAACUUAUGUUGCGUAGAAAGUAGUUUGUUCGCUGAUAGUCCUUCUCAAAGCUUUAUAAGCGAUCAACGCGAGAUCCAAGUCUCUUCAAGUACACUUUGGCGUGACGUUGACUGUAAAAUAACCGAACAUUCAUUUAUUGGAUCAGCAUGGACGUGAACGCUGUGGCUGUCCUCGGAUCAUUCCUUGCCUUGAUGGUUCUGGCGCCAUCUACAGCGCUACCCGCAGGGAAUAGCUUGAAUAACAAUGCACUGAGCGCCGCCAAACGACCCAAGUACAUGGACACACGGGACGAGUUCGAUGUUUUGAAGGACACGGUUUACGUCGCAAUAAGAGAGUUGGUCCAGGAAGGGCGAUUAAGCAGUGCUAUCCUGGACGGCGCCAAGAAGCCCAUGGACAAGCGGGCGUAUAUGGGCAUCUGCAUGAAGAGAACCCAGAACAACGAGUUCUUCCCAGUGCCCUGCAUUCGAGACUACAAGUGAAUGUUGCGGUGAAAUAGUCCCAGGACAUCGUAUUAACCUGUACAUGUACUUAACUCUGAUGUGUCUCUCCUUUGUUUCCGUUUGACAUGCCAUAAUUAAAACUCACACACUGUGAAUUUAAAUUCUCUGGACAGAAAACAAAAAUGGAAUCCAGUGUGUUGCUAUUAACUACAGAAUAAAUAUUAAAUAACAUUUUUGCAGGCCAAUGAGCGUAAGUCACCAGGAACCAUCUUGUUUGACGCCAUUUUGUUUGACGCCAUUUUGUUUCACAAGUCAACUAGUAACUUUACCUGCAAUUUUUCUUUUAACGAAUGUGAUUCUGGUUGUGUGGGUUUUUUUCUAAUACUGGUACGCAGACUUAAAUAUUACACGUAUUUGAUAAACAAAAUAAUCAUUUUUAAAAAUCCACUUUUUGUGUAUUAUUUACAAAUUCUUAACAAAAUAUUGAAAAUAAUAUUUCUUCAAAUAGACUGAAGCUAGCUGGAUACGUCUGCAACGAUCAAAUGAUAAAAGCGUAGUAUUUUGAAUGUUUAGAAUGAUUUUUUUAUUAGAUAUUUUUGUAUGACUUACUUUAAACGACAUGGUUAAAGAAUUAAAUAAAUUAAAAUAAUAAUGGAUAUUGCUAUUCAUACACUUGACAUCUAUAGGUUAUUCAUGCAUAUCACAAUACAGUUUAUUUGAUUAUUUAUUACAUGUAUAUAUCGCAUAGCAUCUUGUAUAAUAAGAACUUUUAUUAGCUACAUUACUUCUCAAUGAUCAGUGUCAGUCAAGGAAAUUUAUUAUGUUAAGUAGGAAUAUUCAGGGGAGGGUCAUUAAUAAAAUAUCUCUUUUCUUUUAAUAUCAGUAUUCCAUUUAUGUUCUCACUGUUAUAUCUCUACAACGUAAAUAAAAAUCUCCAACUAA